UACAACAUUAUCUCUUUCAGUGUUGGCUGAUAUCAACUUUCCAACCCACACUAUCUGCAACGGUAGCGGUCGCCCGAAGGAGUACAGGGCAGAUGGAGUGGGCAUCCCGGCGCUGCUGGAUGCGAUUCUCACCCUUAUGCCCCUUGAUGCCUACGUCGAAAAUCCUGUUCAGCUGAUGGACCUUACCGAUGGCGACAAGGCAAAGGGUUUCCAAGUGCCGGUAUGGGAAGAGUACCGCAAGAUUUGUGACAAACAUGAAUCUGUACCAGUGAAUUUCGAGAAGGUGGAGCGCUUUGAGUUCUAUGAGAGAGCCAAGAAAGUUUAUGCCAUCAUCCACACAGGAGAAACUGCAGCCUAUGCCAAUAUUCUCCUGAAACGAGGAGUCUGCUAGUCACCCAUGUGUACUUCUCUGGAAAAUGUAGUUAGCCUCUGUCAGAAACAUCACUAUAACCUUCUUUCAGUCUUAGAAUGUGGACUUUGAAAUUUAGCAUUUGUUAAAUAUAGUAGGUAUUCCAUAAGAUGUUAACACUUUAGUACUUUGAAAAGCUUGUAACAAAUUAACCCAAAAAAAGCAAAAACAGUAUAGUUUGACUUUGCAUUUUUCAAUUGUAUUCCUUGAAAAUUUUGACUUUAUUGUAAAUAUCUGUCUUCAGAGUUAUGCCAAAUAACAGGAAUGUUUGUGGCACAACACUUUUUUGGAGAAUAAAGAAGAAACCAGAA
Molecule: messenger RNA, 720 nt
Organism: Penaeus vannamei (Pacific white shrimp)
Lineage: Eukaryota; Metazoa; Arthropoda; Malacostraca; Decapoda; Penaeidae
Product: fucose mutarotase
Biological process (GO): fucose metabolic process
Molecular function (GO): racemase and epimerase activity, acting on carbohydrates and derivatives; fucose binding
Source: RefSeq, a predicted model, not a curated record